Prunus mume (Japanese apricot) is the source of this 968-nucleotide messenger RNA. Its product is annotated as germin-like protein subfamily 1 member 20. Gene Ontology annotation, molecular function: manganese ion binding. Lineage: Eukaryota; Viridiplantae; Streptophyta; Magnoliopsida; Rosales; Rosaceae. The record is from RefSeq and is a predicted model, not a curated record.
ACUCUCUAAGCCAACUACGAUGAAAGGUGUUCAUUUUCUCAUAAGCACUCUGGCCAUAUUGGCAUUUGCAACCUUCCUUGCCUCAGCCUCUGAUCCCAGUCCUCUUCAGGACUUUUGUGUAGCAAUCAAUGACACCAAAUCUCCUGUGAUUCUGAAUGGGAUUGCGGUGUUUGUGAAUGGGAAAUUCUGCAAGGAUCCUAAGCUUGCCAAUGCGAACGAUUUCUUCCUCUCUGGGUUUCAAAUUCCAAGAAGCACACAAAAUCCGGUUGGUUCGACGGUGACACCUGCAAAUGUGGACCAAAUAGCCGGACUGAACACUCUCGGCAUAUCCCUAGCUCGCAUAGACUUUGGACCAAAUGGCCUAAACCCUCCUCAUACUCACCCUCGUGGCACCGAAAUCCUUGUAGUCUUGGAAGGUACACUCUAUGUUGGUUUCGUUACAUCCAACGGUGAUGGCAAUCGCCUAUUCACUAAAGUAUUGAACAAGGGAGAUGUGUUUGUGUUCCCAAUUGGUCUCAUUCACUUCCAACUCAAUGUGGGACACGUCAACGCUGUGGCCCUUGCCGCCCUUAGCAGCCAGAACCCAGGCGUUAUCACCAUUGCAAAUGCAGUUUUUGGCUCGAAGCCUCCUAUCAAUCCUGAUGUUCUAGCCAAGGCCUUCCAAGUGGACAACAAGGUUGUUAACUAUCUUCAGAAACAGUUCUGGUACAACAACAGUUAAGAGAGAAAAAAAACUUAUAUGUGAAAAGCAGAAAAGGCCAAGGAAGGAACGAUUGCUAUGCCUUAUUGGAUGUAUUUACUACCUAAAAAUUAUUAUGAUCGAAUAUUAAUUGAAUAAGAUGGUCGUUUAUGCAAUCAAACAUAUUAUCAUAGUCUGUAGUUCUGUGUGUGCUCUCUCUAUCAUAUACUUCUAGUUUGCACAAUUCAAAUUAAGUUGGUAGCUUUUUGAACCCAAUGUCUUUCCACCU